AUCAUUCUCUGUGAAAGUGCUUGUGAGAUUGUGGCCAUGUCUGGGAGAGGAAAGGGCGUUGGUGGGAAAGCUCGCUCCAAGGCGAAGUCCCGGUCGUCCCGGGCUGGCCUGCAGUUCCCGGUGGGCCGUGUUCAUAGGCUCCUGAGAAAGGGUAACUAUGCUGAGCGUGUGGGUGCCGGAGCGCCGGUCUAUCUGGCUGCGGUGCUCGAGUAUCUGACGGCUGAAAUCCUCGAGCUGGCCGGUAACGCGGCCCGGGACAACAAGAAGACUCGCAUCAUCCCCAGGCACCUCCAGCUGGCCGUGCGCAACGACGAGGAACUCAACAAGCUGCUGGGAGGGGUGACCAUCGCUCAGGGUGGGGUGCUGCCUAAUAUCCAGGCCGUGCUGCUGCCCAAGAAAACCGCCGCUGGGGGCGCCACUAAAAAGUGAAGAGACAAUUUUUUUUAUUUGAUAACCCAAAGCUUCUUUUAAGAGCCACCCACAACAUCAGUGAAAAGCAGCUGGACCGUCACUAGUGUCCUAUUCUUUUAAUGUAAAGACUCGGCACUCGAAUGAGAUUGCUGUAAAUGAGAAUUUUUGUGCUUUUUUAAGACUUUCAGAAUGAGCCAAAAUAAAACUAGAACAGCUGUCUGACCAGAUUAGUAAAUGUGGCGAUUUUGCAGUAAGGGACACGGACAUGUAAGUAAUAGCUAAAGGUGUCCCUAUUAAUACGCUGACAGGGAACAACAUCAUGGAAUUCAUCUACCAGCAGAAGGGGGCCAUUCGCGUCUGAACCGACCCUCUGAAGAGCAUAUACCGAAGUAUCCCGAAGGGAGAAGGGGAAAAGAGAUUGUGUGCCCUAAACUUUAAAAUCUUUUGAACGCUUUGGCGGGCUUUUGAAAGUUACAUUUAUCGCUGUGGAAACACCAAGGGAGACAAUGGACAUAUUUAGGCGUUUUAUCGGGAAUUUGUAAACUUUUGCAUACAUAGAGUCGAGUACUUCAAUUGUAUUUUGUGACUGCUGCUAAAAUCUCAACUUAUAACUUUUGUUCACUUCUGUCUUUAAAUGUGAAAUGUGCGCAUCUCCCAGGCCCAUUCAGUUCCUGUAAUUGCUGCUCUGUCGAUCAUAUAUCUCCUGUAUACAGGGAACCUUCAGUUAUGUUCUGCGAUCAGUUUCUAACUUCGCUGCCGCUGCUUGAAUCUUGUCUUCAAAUUAAUGUGACAAAUGCACUUUUCAGAUGGAUUCAAUUUCUUUAACAGCAGAAAAGACGCAGUGUAACAAUAGAAAAUCAUAGGCGGAUAAUAAAAUUAACCAACAGUCCCCACCGAUUACUGCUCUCUCCGAAUA
Rhincodon typus (whale shark) is the source of this 1327-nucleotide messenger RNA. Its product is annotated as late histone H2A.2.2-like. NCBI's taxonomy places the organism in Eukaryota, Metazoa, Chordata, Chondrichthyes, Orectolobiformes, Rhincodontidae. Gene Ontology annotation, molecular function: structural constituent of chromatin; DNA binding; protein heterodimerization activity. Bases 37 to 429 code for a protein of 130 amino acids. The transcript is spliced from 2 exons. The record is from RefSeq and is a predicted model, not a curated record. Gene Ontology annotation, cellular component: nucleosome.